UCUUGCCCCGCCCCCUACAGUGCUCAUAGGGCUGACGUGUCUGCUGGUCCUCGGCGUCUCCGCGAGUCCGGCAGCGAUGGCGGAUGCCUGGGAAGAGAUUAGGCGGUUGGCUGCUGACUUCCAGCGGGCGCAGUUCGCCGAGGCCACGCAGAGAUUGUCAGAGCGGAACUGUAUUGAGAUUGUGAAUAAACUGAUUGCUCAGAAACAGCUAGAAGUAGUUCACACACUUGAUGGAAAAGAAUAUAUUACUCCAGCUCAGAUUAGUAAGGAAAUGAAAGAUGAGCUGCAUGUCCGAGGCGGUCGAGUUAACAUUGUUGAUCUACAACAGGUAAUUAAUGUUGAUUUGACUCAUAUUGAAAAUAGAAUUAGUGACAUUGUUAAAUCAGAAAAACACGUCCAUGUGGUUCUGGGACAGCUAAUAGAUGAGAGCUAUUUGGAUCGGUUAGCAGAAGAGGUAAAUGAUAAAUUGCAAGAAAGUGGUCAAGUAACCAUUUCAGAAUUGUGUAAAACCUAUGAUCUUCCUGGAAACUUUCUAACACAGGCGCUAACUCAGCGACUCGGUAAAAUUAUUAAUGGACGUCUUGAUCUUGAUAACAGAGGAGUCAUUUUCACUGAAUCCUUUGUAGCUCGACAUAAAGCACGCAUUCGUGGACUAUUUAGUGCUAUUACCCGGCCAACUGCAGUGAAUUCUCUGAUUUCAAAAUAUGGGUUUCAGGAGCAGCUUCUUUACUCUGUACUUGAAGAACUUGUUAAUUGUGGACGCUUACGAGGCACAGUGGUUGGUGGAAGACAGGAUAAAGCAUUGUUUGUCCCUGACAUCUACUCCAGGACACAGAAUGCUUGGGUGGAUUCUUUUUUCAGGCAGAAUGGCUAUCUCGAAUUUGACGCUUUAUCCCGACUUGGAAUCCCAGAUGCUGUAAACUACAUAAAGAAAAGAUAUAAGACUACACAACUCUUAUUUUUGAAAGCAGCUUGUGUUGGUCAAGGACUUGUGGAUCAAGUGGAAGCAUCAGUAGAAGAAGCCAUCAGCUCUGGAAGUUGGGUUGAUAUUUCACCCCUGCUACCCAGUUCUUUAUCCAUUGAAGAUGCUGCCAUGUUGCUUCAACAGGUGAUGAGAGCAUUCAACAAACAGGCUUCAGGUGUAAUUUUUAGCAACACUGUUGUGGUCAGUGAAAAAUUUAUAAAUGACUGUAUAGAACUGUUCAGUGAACAGAUGCACCAAAAAGCUGAAAAGGAAAUAAGAAAUAAUCCUGUGCAUUUAAUCACUGAAGAAGAUCUGAAACAAGUCUCCAUUUUAGAAAAUGUUAACACAAAUAAAAAGGAUAAAAAAGAUGAGCGCAGGAGGAAAGCAACAGAGGGCAGUGGAAGUGUGAGAGGAGGAGGUGGGGGCAAUGCCAGAGAAUACAAAAUUAAAAAAAUCAAGAAGAAAGGAAGAAAAGAGGAUGACAGUGAUGACGAGUCCCAGUCAUCCCAUGGAAAGAAGAAACCAGUGAUAACUUUUAUGUUCCAAGAAGAGAUUGAAGAGUUUUUAAGCAAACACAUGCAAGAUGCCCCUGAAGAAUUUAUUGUUGAGCUUGCUGAGUACUUAAUGAAACCUCUUAACAAAACCUACCUCGAGGUGGUACGUUCAGUAUUCAUGUCUUCAACCUCUGCUUCUGGAACUGGUAGAAAACGCACAAUCAAGGAUUUACAAGAAGAGGUUUCAAACCUCUACAAUAAUAUUAGAUUGUUUGAAAAGGGGAUGAAGCUUUUUGCAGCUGACACACAGGCUGCUCUUACCAAGCACUUGUUGAAGACAGUGUGUACUGAUAUCACAAACCUCAUUUUCAACUUCUUAGCUUCAGAUUUAAUGAUGGCAGUAGACUGUCCUGCAACCAUUACGAGUGAAGUAAGAAAAAAAAUUUUAAGUAAAUUGUCAGAAGAGACCAAAGUAACACUCACAAAACUCCACAACUCUCUGAAUGAAAAAAGCAUAGACGACUUUUUUUCUUGUUUGGACUCUGCAGCAGAAGCUUGUGAUAUCAUGGUGAAAAAGGGGGACAAAAGGAAGGAAAGGCAGAUAAUGUUCCAGCAUCGACAAGCACUGUUUGAACAGCUAAAGGUCACAGAAGACCCUGCUCUUAUUCUGCACCUUACAUCAGUUCUCUUGUUUCAGUUCUCAACCCACAGCAUGCUCCACGCACCUGGAAGAUGUGUCCCACAGAUCAUUGCUUUUCUCAGUAACAAAAUCCCAGAGGAUCAGCACGCUCUUUUGGUAAAGUAUCAAAGUUUGGUUGUAAAGCAGUUAGUAAGCCAAAAGAAGACUGGGCAGGCAGAGGAUUCCUUGAGUGAAGAAUUAGACAAAGAGCAACAUGAUGUCACCAAUACCACUCGUAAAGAGCUCCAAGAACUUGCUUCUUCCAUUAAAGACCUUGUUUUCAAAUCCAGGAAAUCAUCUGUGACAGAAGAGUAAUAACUGAAUUUGAUAUAUAGUGAACAUUUUUCCCAAAGUUAAAGUUACAAUAGAGAGACUGGAAUAGAUGCCCACCCCUUCCUGCUGCAGCUACAGAGCCAUCUGUUUUUAAAGAAAAACUACCUCUGGCCAUCUGAAUGACCCAGUAAGUGGUAGCACAUAUUAUCAAAAUCAUAGUGCAUUUUGAUAAAAGACUCUAAAUUGUUAAAGUCCCCUGUGCUAUAUUAGAACAAUAAAAUAAUUGUUGCAUAAUUUUGUUAUAACCUAAAACGAUCCCCAGCCCCAUCUCGAGUUUCAAAACAAAACUGGUUUUAAAAAGCAGCACUAAUUUAUUUUUACCCGGGGCCCAGCGACACAGGGCAGCUGGAGACUGCCAAAGCUGUGUGUCCCCUCCCCAUACUUGCAGCCUAUAUAUAUAUAUAUAUAUAUAUAUAUAUCACUGUUUACAAAGUAAGGGGUUUGGGCAGAUCAGGAGAUAGGCUAAUGGAGAAAAUCCUGUUUUCCUCAGCAGAGAACAGAGAAGUCUAGCAGCAAUUAACAACCUUUUGUUACCUUAUUUUAGCACCACAUCUGUUAUUUGUAGUGGGCAGCAAUGGUUAACAUUAUCAAUUAGGUUAGGACCCCAGGGAUUUACAUUUUUAGAGGAGGGCAUUGAUUAAGGUAUCAAUUAGGUCACCCAGAGGGAGGAGGGAGAAGGGACAAGGGGAAGUGAAACAUAGAUACAGAACAGUUAGGGUCCCGUUUACAGGUAUUUUGGCAUAAUACAAACAUAACAAGAUUCUUUUUCCUAGUGUACAACAAUUUAAAUACAGAACUAUCUUGAACUUCCUCAAGAAGUGCUUUAGUAAGAUCAGAAAGUACCGAGGAUGAGGUCAAGGUGUGCUGCAGUGACAUAGAGGAUACUGUAGUCCAUAGAUGGAUGGAAAUGCUUCCAUUACUUUUUCAGGAAUGCCACUCAACCUUUGUGCAGAUGUGACUGUUUUCUGCUAGUAGCAUGAUUGAUGUUAGUUGGUGAAGUUGAGAGGAUGGAAAGUUCUCUCUUUUGCUGUAACAAAUGAAGUUUUGUCUCUGUUCACAUGGGAGAGAAGAUAAUAUGUAAAACUCAGGUAUACAUUUAACUGAAAAUCUGGAAAUUUUUGUUUUAUGGGAUGGGAGCCACCUCAGGGCUUCACAUGUGCUAAGCGCUAGCACUAUAUUACUGAGUUUUAUCCCUACAUCCAAGACACUCAUAAAGUAGCUAUUAAAGUGACUUCUACAGUUGGACCUUCAAGUCUGCACUAACCAAAUGAAGAACAAAUAGAAGAGACUAUGCUCAAAAUGUAACUGACCUGCAGGCUUUCAGAAGAAAGUUUUUAAUCCCACUGACAUCACAAAAAACAACUACAUUAAGAAUGUGUUGAUUUCUGUCCCCCCCUAGUAUUGUAUUGUUUCACCACAUUUUCCCCGUAUUGUAUCUCUGUGUCUUAAAUCUAAUCAGUCAUCCUUGCUCUUUGUUUUGAAGAGCAGGCAGCAUGGGCUUAUGCUGAUGAUGUAAUGGAUGAAAGAGAGGACUUAGUGGGUUUAAAACUUCGGAUCAGCAAUUUCCUGGAUCUUGUAUUACAGCUGAAUACUAGGAAUACAAAUGUAAAUUUAAAAAAUAUUCUUUUUUUUUUUUAAACAGGUGGCUAUAGUCACCAAUUAAAGUUUAAUUUAGUAUUUUGACAGAAGUGAAAAGAAGGUGCUAUGGGAGACAAAGUGGAAUUCAGUCUCAAAGCAGAAAAACUAGUUGUUACCUAAGCCCUGAAAGAAAAAGUAGGAUUGGCUUCAAACAAAUAGGAGAAGGAAAGGAGUGUCUUUCUGGGCAGAGAAAAGGAGGUACAGAAGUACUGUGACAUGAAUUACCAUGACAUGGACAUUUGGGAAGGCGCAUCGUAUGAGAAAUAAGGAAAGUCAUCUGUAGAAGUAACAAGAUACAGUGGAGCGACCAGCAGGAUAUCCUGCAAUGCCUUGUGCAGUAAUACAAAAAGUUUAACUGUUAUCCUGAAAAUAUACAGAACCCUUAAAAGAUUAAAUAAGCCAGGAAGAUAAGGUGAUUUGACUUCUCCUUUAACAAAGACCUAUUCUCUUCUGGAAGGCAUUUUUUAAUUUACUAGAAUCCUGUAAAAUUACAUAGUGUGAUAGUUCAGACCCCGGAAUAAAAUCCAAGGAAGCAAGAAAUUAAAUUUGGGGAGCAAAGGCUUUAUUUAGGCCAGGCCUGGCAACGAGUCUCUGGGAGCCAAUUUGGAGACUGUGUGCCACAGAGACUGAAGGAAGGGCUUUUAACAGCAGGGGAGGGAGAAAAAAACAAACCCGCAGAGCCAUGAAGCUGUUGACUCAAGUCUGGAAACUGUAAAGCUGCCCACUUAGUUCUGAUAAUAUCAGGAGCCUUUGGCGCCUUUUAAGUUACUCCCAUUCUGCAGAUAAAUAUUAUCUCAGAAUAGCACAUCUGCAGUAACAUUCAGGAAGGUUAAUUAUUGGACAGCUUGCUAGCAAUAACAUGUGGAAGGGGGGAGGCAGUUAAUUAUCUCGGGACAGCUCGUUAACACAUGUGGGAAGGGGUCGAAAGUUACAAGAAGCUGAAACUUAAGUUUUUACAAGGAUUUGGAACUUAACCCUUUUGGUGCAUUAGGGUUAAUCCACAACAUUUUUGUAAUUUCCUUGAGGUUAAGCAUUUCUUAAGAACAGCGCAAUUAGCACAUUUUAUGACAGACCACCACCGGGUAGGGAAAGGGGGAAGGCAGUGCGGCACAUUACAGAACAGAAAAUAUGGUGAGAUUACAUUCCUUGGGGAGAGCAAGGUCAGGUAAGGGUGGUGCUAACAAGCAAGUCUCCCUGCAUACAAGCAAGUUUAGGUAAGAAGAAAUCCUGUUUUCCUCAGCAGAGAAUGGGGAAGUCUAGGAGUAAUUAACAACUCCUGUUAGCUUAUCUUAUUACCGCAUCUGUUAUUUGUAGAGGGCAACAAUGGUUAACAUUUCAGAUAGGUAAGGUUUUGCAAUUCUUUACAGAGAAGAGCAUUGAUUAACAUAUCAAUUAGGUCACCCAGAGGGAAAAGGAAAACACAUACACAGUAAGGCCAGGUUACAGGCUUUGCUAUAGUACACAUAAAACGAAGUUAUUUUUCUUAGAGUACAACAAUAGUAGUUGUGAAAAUCAAAUUCUCUUCUGCCAGGUAGAUGUUAAACUGUACUCCUCUAGGAGAGAGACAGUGUCUCACACAGAAAGGCAGCAGUCUUCCUGACUCUAAAAUAGUUUGUGUAUUCAGAGGCUAGUCCACCAAAGAAACACCAAAAACUGGAAGUCCCGAAAGUUGUCAGUUUUUUCUUUUCACUGUAAAGUGAAAGUGGUUUGUCAAAUUGUUUGAUAAGGGCUAGUAAGGACUACUGGACCUGUAAGCCCUUCUCCGAUCUGUUAUAUAGACCUCAAAAUUCGGUAUGUACUUGAAGGCCUGAAAUGAGAUUUACACACAAAAUGCAGUUGCUUAAAUAGUACCUAAUAAAAGUAAAUAAAGUGAA
Cavia porcellus (domestic guinea pig) is the source of this 5982-nucleotide messenger RNA. It is a transcript of the gene Ufl1, whose product is annotated as UFM1 specific ligase 1. Gene Ontology annotation, molecular function: UFM1 ligase activity. Gene Ontology annotation, cellular component: endoplasmic reticulum membrane. The coding region runs from base 77 to 2452 and encodes 791 amino acids. Lineage: Eukaryota; Metazoa; Chordata; Mammalia; Rodentia; Caviidae. Gene Ontology annotation, biological process: response to endoplasmic reticulum stress; protein K69-linked ufmylation; regulation of proteasomal ubiquitin-dependent protein catabolic process. The record is from RefSeq and is a predicted model, not a curated record. The transcript has 20 exons.